This is a messenger RNA of Prorocentrum cordatum, 4539 nucleotides long. NCBI's taxonomy places the organism in Eukaryota, Dinophyceae, Prorocentrales, Prorocentraceae. The record is from the annotation of a GenBank genome assembly.
AUGCCGAAGUGGGGCCAGAGCGGGGGCCAGGGGACGCUCGGGUCGCUGGAGGUGGGGAAGACCAGCAAGCUGCUGGAGGACGCGGUGGCCAAGCUGAAGCAGUUGCGCGGUUCAAUUAAGUGGCCCUCGUCCUUUCCGCAGGGCCCCCAGGCCGAGGACAUGAUCAUGGUCAAGGCAGGCCAGGCCAAUGAUAUGCGCUACUGGGCGCCGCCCUUCACCAGCGACGUGCUCUGCAAGGAAAGGACCCACACGGCUGGCUCGCCGUUCGGUCGCCAGCCUUUGGAGGCGCUUGUCAAGAAGCACGUGACCGUCACCAGCGAGAGCAGCAAGAAGCCGGGGACGGUCGCCUGCCUGGCGGCCUUUAAGAAGAUGCAGACGCAGAAACGGGCCCAGACCUUUGUCGGCAAAAGCAGCCUGGAGAGGCUGGUGCAGGAGCUCCAGAACAAUGUCAAUGGCACGGACUCUGUGCGCACGAUGGGGACUGGUUUGUUUAGCAGCAAGCUCGACACGGUCAGCAGUGAGCUCACCAAGCAGCGACAGGAGGACGCCAAGGUCAUGAGGGUAAACAUCGACCUUGCAGUGCAGACCGCCAACAAGGGCAGUGCGGGGGACUGGCUGCGCCGCAAGUGCGGGCAGAGCGCGAAGGUGUCGUUCAAUAGCCUGGUGGCGGCGCUGAUGGCGGAAGAGCCUGGAAGCACUUCGGCACUGAGGCGCGCCAACCCCGCUCUGUCAGCCGAGGACCUGGCGAGCCUCUGGAACCAGGUGGCAGUGGUCGUCAACCACUCGGUCCGCGUGGGGCAGGUCGCGCGCGUGCAGACGCAGCUGGACAAGCUUAAAAAGGAAAUGGCCUCGGGGGCUGGUGACUUAGCAGUGGACCUCUCGGCAAAGGAGACUGCGGAGCUGCUGAGCGCCGAGCGGCACUUCUGCACGGAGUCCGGCGGGAAAGUGCUUUACGACCCGCGCUUGCUGGUCUUUGAGUUCCUCAGCAACAUGAUGCUUCGGAAGUCCCAGGUGGACACGGUCGGCAAAUUUCUGUCGAAGGCAGAGGCUGGGGAGUCGCUGUGCCACCAGAUGAUCAUGGGCGCUGGCAAGACGACUGUCAUCGCGCCUCUGCUCGUGCUGUACCUGGCGAAUGGGCAAAGGCUCGUGUGUGCCUGCAUGCCUGCCGCCCUACUGGAGAUGUCACGUGGCGUGCUGACGGAGGCGUUCUCGUCGCCCGUGCUGCCCAAGCCAGUAAUGACGCUCAACUUCGCCCGGGACUCACCAGUGAAAGAGCAGUUGUACAGCAAGCUGGCAACGGCCUGUGACCUGCACGCGGUCGUGGUGGCGGCGCCAACGUCGCUGAAGAGCCUGCUGCUGAAGCAGGUGGAGCUGCUGAUGGAGCUGGACGCCAGCGCGCGUGGGACAACGACCACGGACACGAGCUGGUUCCCCGCCUGGAUGCUGGGCGGCGCAGCUGCCCCGAUGUUCGAGGACAAGCUUAGCUUGCAGGACGAGCAGAGAAAGGCCGCCGAGGUGAGCGUGUGCAACCGCACGCUUGCGCUCUUCCACAAGGGCGUCAUGCUGAUGGACGAGGUUGACAUGCUCCUCGAUCCGCUCAAGAGCGAGCUCAACUGGCCAAUGGGGCUGAAGUUUCCGCUGGACCUGACAGACGGCGGAACUGGCCCCCACGCUGUGGACAGGCAGGGCCUUCGUACUCGCCUACCCUUCCACAUCUUCGACGCCGUGUUCGUGGCCAUGGGCGCCGAGAUGACCAUGCCGUACCAGGACAGGCGAGAGGCGCAUACCGCACUAGACGAGCUCAAGGCGACGGUCACGAAGGGAGUCUCGAUCAAUGCGCUACAGGGUACGCCCCACCUCGCCAUACUGUCUCAGGACUUUUACCGCACGGAGAUGCUGCCUUCCCUGGUAGACUGGACGGUCAUCUUCCUCGAGAAGCACGUCGGCGGGGUGCUAAAGACGAGCGAGGUGAAAGAAUUCCUGCGGACCCCCAUGAAGCUCGGCGAGUCCGUAAAGAAAAAACUGCGAACGGCUGACGACCUGAUCCUCAAGCUUCUCAACCUUUGCGUCAGCUGGUUGCAUACCCUUGUCCCGCACGUACUCAGCCGGGUGCACCGCGUCUCCUAUGGCCUGUUGGUCGGGGAGGAUUUGCAGGCUGCGUUGAAGGACAAGGGCACGCCCCAGUCACGCAAGCUGAUGGCUAUUCCUUUCGUAGGCAAGGACCGUCCCAGCGAACAGUCUGAGUUUUCUCAUCCCGACGUAGUGAUCGGCUUCACUAUCAUGGCCUACCGUCUCAACGGACUCAGGACUUCAGAUACAGACUUGCGGAAGCUUAUCAAGUUCCUAUUUGACAGGAUGAAGGACCAAAGUACUGUCCCUUACCACCGCCGCGACGCAUGUAUAAUGUAUGCCAGAAUGAUAGGCAAGGCCGACGGCUGCGUGAAGGGCUUUACCCAAGAUGGCACGUGGAUCUUGGAUAUGACCGAGGCUGAGAAACGGAAGUGGAAGGAUGGAUCCCGGCGGAGGCCUCGCGGCGACUCCGAGGUCUCCGACGAGCCAUCGGAGGUCUCGGAGGUCUCGGAUGUCUCCGGCGUCUCCGACGUCUCUGGCGUCUCUGACGUCUCUGGCGUCUCCGGUGUGGACACAGGUGGCGUCUCUGCCGCUCCCAAAGUGAUGUCCGAGAGGAAACGGAUGUGGCCACUGGAGAUGCUAGACCUUUACGACGUGGACAUGAUGAACACCGUAUUCAAGCUGCUCUCCACAAGCCCGUUGGCAAUCCAGUACUUCCUGGACGCCUGCAUAUUCGUACCAAACUUGGGCACAAUCGAUGUCAACAUGUCACAAUUGACAGCGUCUGGACAAGAGUUGGCCGGCCCUCAGCUGUUUGGCCAGUGCCUCGGAUUCAGCGGCACGCCCAACGACCUCCUGCCAAAGGCGAUGGGCUCUUGCCAGUAUGCUGUCGGGGACGACGGCAAGAUUUUGUCGUGUCUUAGCCGUGCGGAUGUCGUAUCCGCGGACAUCAUGAGCAAUUGGACCCCACAAGCGCUGUUGGAUAUGAUCGCGACUGCGCGGGACCCCAAAGACGUCACACGCCCAAAGUACCAUGCCCUGAUCGACACUGGUGCCCUUAUCACGGGCUUCACAAAUCGAGAGGUCGCGGAGUACUUGCUUCUGAAUGGGCUGGUAGGCCUCGACGGCGUCGUCUUCCUCAACAGAAAGGACGAGCGCAUCGUACUGUUGCGCGACGGCAUGAAGGAGAUGAGCCUGGCGCAGUGUGGUCUGACCCCGGAACAACGCUUCUCUUUCUAUGACCACGUCCACACCACCGGCAUGGACAUCAAGCAGCCGCUGAGUUGCUUGGCCCUGCUCACGCUUGGUAAGGACAUGACCUUCCGUGACUAUGCGCAGGGGGCCUACAGGAUGCGCGGCAUUGGCAAGGGCCAGCGGAUCGAGCUCCUGAUGAUUCCCGAGGUGUUUUCGCUGAUGAACAAAGCCCUCGCGCCCAUGGACGGCGUGCCAGAGGCGGAACGCCAGAACAAGGCGAAAACAAACAUGAAGGACCCAGCGAAGCAGCAGCAGGCAAUCAUCGACGCGAUCUGCUGGCUCACGCUCAACGGCAUCAAGCGGGAGUCCACCAAACACCAGCUGCUCUGCCAGCAGAACAUGCGCAACCUCUGGCGCAAGCCCGCAGCAGGCCACCUGGAGAACGCCCCCGAGCAGCUGAAAGAGUGGUUGGGCCAGCCUGCCACGCUCCAGUCCCUCGAGUGGCUGCGGAACCGCAUUGACGUGGAGGUGUCGAACACCCUUCCCGGAGACGGCUCUUCGAACCUCGCGGAGAAGCUUCGCGCAGAGUUCAAGAAGCACUUUGGAGAUGGCGACCGCCCGAAGCAGGGCCUUCUCGCAUCGCUCAAGCCGGAGGACCAGGCUGGAAUGAAGGCUGCUGCAGAGGCCUUCAUCAAGGAGCUCCAGGCCGCGGAGCAGAGCUCCUCGCAUGACAGGGAGGACGAGAAGGGCGAGCUCGAGCUGGGGGGCGAGAAAGUGCAAGAGCAGGAGCAGGAGCAGGAGCAGGAGCAGGAGCAGGAGCAGGAACAGGAGCAAGAGAUGGAGAUCGAGGCGGAGGCCGAAAAAGUGGUCGAGGCACCGUCGCAGCGCAAAUAUGCGAAAGACGAUCUGCAACCGGAUCCUUGGCCCGUUAGCGGGCUCAAGGAGCUGCAGGUGGAGAAGUCGGGCCUGCCGUUCUAUCAGCUCGGCGAGUUCACCGUCAACAAGGGAUUGGUUGGCAGCGCCAGCGCCCCACUGAAGGAACUCCCCCCCUACGUCAUGUUGAGCAACAACUGGUACAAGAAGUCGUGGCGGCUUUCGUCGGUCCGGCGGCUGAAAAACGUGAUCUGCUUCUUGGAGUGGGUUCCCAACCCAUCGAAGCUGGAGCCGCUGAAGAUAGACUACCCUUUGACCCCACAGCAGAAGGCAGAUAUCAAGGAGGCUUUCAGCUCAUACGACCUCAACGGCUCCGGGAUGCUGGAAGGGGAGGACGGCUGA